AUGCCAACCAUCUCCACCAUUGGGCUAGAGGAUUUACACAAAGAAUCAGUCCCAGAACAAGAGAUACACAUAAAUCGAUCAUCUCUCCGGUCUCAACCCCUUCACCACCGGCACGCGGCGGCAACGAAACUUCCUUCCUCGGAAUCCAGUCCAGUUAACGGUGCACGUGGUGGAGAAGACAACACUCUAUCGAUCCCAAGGAUAUAUAUGAUAUGA
Lactuca virosa is the source of this 216-nucleotide messenger RNA. NCBI's taxonomy places the organism in Eukaryota, Viridiplantae, Streptophyta, Magnoliopsida, Asterales, Asteraceae. The record is from the annotation of a GenBank genome assembly.